Molecule: messenger RNA, 1248 nt
Organism: Mesorhabditis spiculigera
Lineage: Eukaryota; Metazoa; Nematoda; Chromadorea; Rhabditida; Rhabditidae
Source: the annotation of a GenBank genome assembly
AUGGUUGUCAUCAAUGUACUGCCGGAAAUCUCUAUGUUCGAUGCUGAUCUCGAUGAAUUUAGUAUCACAGGUUUAGAGCCGCAUAAGGAUUAUUUCAUUACGCUACGAACUACGCACAAAAACACCUUUCGGUCCUACGCCCGGUUCCGGUCUGAUGAAAAUGGCGAAAUUAUUGUGGCAAAUUCAAUGGCGGUUCAUGGGCAUUAUUCAGGUUACGAUAGAAUGGGAUUAUUCUCAAGUUUAUACCAAGAAGGCACUGCAAGAUUUGCCACAAAAAUGUCAUUAAAUCCAUUGCCGGAAAAAUUAGAGUACAAGAUUCAAGUCCACGAGGCGAAUGUGUACGCUCCCGGAAAGGUCAUCACGGAAAAGUCAAUAUACCGUAUUUUACUCUCACCAAAUGUCGAGAGGAUUGUAGUGGACUCGGCGAUUGAUGGCGUUAUUUUUAAACCAAAAGGAAAUGGCCCUUUCCCAGCAAUAAUCGACAUUUACGGUAUGCUGGGUGCAUUUGAGCAAAGAGCAGCUUUACUAGCUGAAAAGGGCUUUGCCGUCCUUGCCCUUACUGUAUUUGGGGGGAAACGGACGCCAAAGACGUGGCAACAAAAUGAGAGCACAUAUUUUUUGAAAGCAAUCGACUGGAUACUAGCCCAACCCUACGCUAGCAAGACGGUCGGAGUGAUCGGAAUUUCGGCCGGAGGGGGAGCUUGCUGUUACAUGGCGUCAAAGCAUCCAAAGGUCUCCGCUGUCAUCCUGCUGAACUCUCGCGGCUACCCGACGGUGCAUUCUGUUUUUAAGGAAAAUGGGAAGCUUUUGCCACUCGCGGACACCCCGCUGCGGCGUUUGAUCGACACCGACUGUCGACAGGGUGCCAUGAACUACGCAAAAACCGACGAUGGCCUGGAUGUGCGCGACGAGAUUUUUUACAAGAUUGAGGAUUCAAAUGCCAAAUUUUUGCUCGUGGCUGGCGGGCAGGACGGGUCGCAAAAUUCGGCUUUGAAUGCUAAAUUAAUUAUAGAAAGGAUGUCUAGACUCGGAAAAGCCGAGAAUUUUGAAAUGCUUGUGCUUCCCAAUACCGGCCAUAACAUCGAACCUCCAUAUGUUCCGGUCCAGGAUAUUGGAUACGCCAAGAAUCUAGACUUAAUAAUGGAUUUCGGCGGACAUACCUAUCUGCAAAAUGUGGAUCAACGAAAGUUAUGGCCCAAGAUGAUUGAAUUUUUGAAGAAAAAUGUGCCCGUGGAAAAGGCCAAGUUG